CAACAAACACACCAAGUACGAAGAAUAUGGAGGAUUAUGUACAUAUGUUUACGAUGCUGAUGAUUGUUGUCCAUGUGUGUUUAAGCUCUACUACCAUUGACCCCAAUAUGUGUGGAAAAGGUGAAUGCUGCAUAGACUAUACAAUUGAAGGAGAUCAAUGUAUAGUAUGUCCAAAUGGAACACAUGGCGAAAAUUGUUCAAAACUCUGUCAAGAUGGGCUGUACGGAGAAAAGUGUAAGAAGAAAUGUCCAUCAGAAUGCAACAAAACCUGUGAUAAAGUAUCUGGAUCCUGCUCAGGCCAUGGUCUAGAUUACACUAAAGAUAACAGAUCGAAGACUAGCUUUGAAGGAAAACUAGCAGACUUCUUAGAGGAAAAUAUGUGGAUGAUAAUUGGAAUAUCAUCAAUAUUUCUUUGUUUUUCCUGCAUCGGGACUAUUACAUAUUGCAAAAUAUGUAGGAGUAAGAAAAAGACAGUCACAAGAACAUUCUUAUCAUCAGAUCAGAACAAUCAGCAGUUAAAUGGUUUGAGGUAUGAGAGCGAUGGAGUUUUUAGCAACAAUUCAUCUACCCUGCAACCACCUCCUAGAAUUCGUGAAAACAACACGCCAAGGGGAGAUAAUGUAGCCACCCAACCAGAAUGUGAAAACAGUAAAUCCAAAAAGCGUUAUAGUCUCGUUCGAAAAAUAACUAUUUCGCGGGAAAUGACGUCACACUCAGAGUACAGCGAUGACAAUGAAGACCUGUAUGACAGUGGUGAAUUUGACGACAGUUUUGAUGUUUGUAAAAAAGUUCAAAUAUCAGAUCUUCCAAAAAAAGAUUCCUUUAAAAUGUUUCAAUCUGAAGAUAUAAAAUCAAAGGAAACUUAUGGAAAAGUAUGGCUUUAACAAUAUCUAUUGACUAGCAAUUUAUAACAAUUUCGAGUUGUCUUUGCAGUGCUACAAGAACUCUAUUUUAUCAGAAAAGAAACAAACUUUUUUUAUGUGUAAUGUAACAUUUAAUAGAUAAAACAAGUAAAGAAAAAAAAUAUCAAUCAUUUUAAACAAAAAAGUGAAAGAAUAAAAUGAAAUAUCUAAAGAUAUGAUAUGCACGUCAACUUUGAAGACUUAUCCACGAUGUUUUUUAAACGCAUGUACAAAAAAGAAACAAAACUGUCACGUUUCUGUAUAUUUCGUCAUAUGCAUUAAUGAAAAAAUGACAAUAACAAACUGACAAAUAUCUUUAAAAAUCCGUAAAACGAAAUACAAAUUCAAAGCAGACCAACAUGGACCUCUAAAAAGAUAGAGGAAGUAUCAGGUGCUUAAGAGGAGUGAGCAUUUACUGCUGACCGGUCACACCCGCCGUGUGCUCUUUGUCGUAACAUGACAACAUGUUGUCAUUUACAAAGGAAAAAACAGCAAAACACGACAGGAGCAACACUUUUCCUAAGAUUUUCUCUGAUUUCUAAAUCCCCGCUGUCGAACUUGCCAAUAUAUUAAAGUCGGGAAUUCGUUCGUUCAAGUUCGGGGACAAGGACUUAAUUGUGAAUGCUAACAUGUCUUGUGCCUCAAAAAAUGUUAUAUUCAACAUUACGUGUAGCGGAUGCAACGAAUUUUAUAUAGGAGAAACUGGAGAAACUGAAACAACCCUACACAUCCGUAUUCGUAUACACAAACAACACGUCCAUCAAUUCGAGUACAGAAAAAAUUAAACUUAGUGAACAUCUUGGUAUUUGUGGCCACGGACUAUUUUCAGUUUUUCUCGGCAAGCC
Molecule: messenger RNA, 1747 nt
Organism: Magallana angulata
Lineage: Eukaryota; Metazoa; Mollusca; Bivalvia; Ostreida; Ostreidae
Exons: 6
Coding region: 27-884 (285 amino acids)
Source: RefSeq, a predicted model, not a curated record